Myiozetetes cayanensis is the source of this 3323-nucleotide messenger RNA. RefSeq names its product MAGUK p55 scaffold protein 3 (gene MPP3). The transcript has 19 exons. Gene Ontology annotation, molecular function: protein binding. Lineage: Eukaryota; Metazoa; Chordata; Aves; Passeriformes; Tyrannidae. Gene Ontology annotation, cellular component: cell-cell junction; plasma membrane. Bases 199 to 1974 code for a protein of 591 amino acids. The record is from RefSeq and is a predicted model, not a curated record.
CCCGUUCUUGUCCACGAAGCGCUGCCGCUCCCUGCGGGCGCUGCUGCGAGCGGGGCCCACGGCCUGGUACUCGUCCCCGAACUUCCUGCGCACGGCCGACAUGCUGCGGGAUGCCGAGGACUGCCUCUGACUCGCAGUCCAGAAAGAAGAAACAAUCCUGUGGAUUUAAAUUGAACAUUUGAGAUUAAGAACAAAGCCAUGCCCAUGCUUUCGGAAGACUCAGGGUUACAUGAAACUCUGGCCCUUUUGACGUCUCAGCUAAGACCUGAUUCGAAUCACAAGGAGGAAAUGGGAUUCCUUAGGGAUGUCUUCAGUGAAAGGAGUCUCAGCUACUUAAUGAAGAUCCAUGAAAAACUCCGUCAUUACGAAAGGCAGAGUCCAACUCCUGUUUUACACAGUGCAGCAGGACUAGUUGAAGAUGUAAUAGAAGAGUUGCAGACUGCACCAGUGAAUAAUGAAGAAAAAGAGCUACUUCAGCUGUUGUCAACACCACAUCUCAGGGCAAUGCUUGUAGUACACGACACUGUAGCACAGAAGAACUUUGAUCCAGUCCUUCCACCUCUACCUGACAACUUUGAUGAUGAUUUUGAUGAGGAAUCAGUGAAAAUUGUUCGGCUAGUGAAAAAUAAAGAACCCUUGGGAGCCACCAUCAGGAGAGACGAGCACACAGGAGCUGUGGUCGUAGCAAGGAUCAUGAGAGGUGGUGCAGCUGAUCGCAGUGGUAUGAGCAGUGGUCUUGUCCACGUUGGAGAUGAGCUAAGAGAAGUCAAUGGUAUUACUGUGCUUCACAAACGACCGGAAGAAAUAAGUCAGAUUUUGGCUCAGUCUCAGGGGUCAAUAACGUUAAAAAUAAUUCCAGCCAUCAAAGAAGAGGAUCGUCUGAAAGACAGCAAGGUGUUUAUGAGGGCUCUUUUCUGCUACAAUCCCAAAGAAGACAGAGCCAUUCCCUGCCAGGAGGCUGGGCUGCCAUUUAAGAGGCGACACGUCCUGGAGGUUGUGAGCCAGGAUGACCCCACGUGGUGGCAAGCCAAGCGUGUUGGGGACACCAACCUCAGAGCGGGCCUGAUCCCUUCAAAGCAGUUCCAAGAAAGACGACUGACCUACAGAAGAACAAUAGGCACUCUGCAGAAUGCCAGAACUCUGAAGAAACCACUGUAUGAUCAGUCCUCUGACAAAGAAGACUGUGACUGUGAAGGGUAUUUCAAUGGACACUACAUAGCUGGUUUACGCAGGAGCUUCAGAUUGAGUCGUAAAGAGAAGGAGAACAACCUGAAUGAAGGAAAGCAAGCAGAGCAGGCAGAUGGAGCUGAGUUCCUGACCUAUGAAGAAGUCACAAAGUAUCAGCAGCAGCCUGGUGAACAGCAGAGGCUGGUGGUCUUGAUUGGUUGCCUGGGGGCCAAAUUAAGUGAGCUCAAGCAGAAGGUUGUGUCAGAGAACCCACAGGAGUACGGUGUUGCAGUUCCACAUACAACCAGGUCAAAGAAAAGUCAUGAGAAAGAGGGAGUGGAAUACAAUUUUGUCUCUAAGCAAUCAUUUGAGACAGAUGUGCAGCAAAACAAAUUUGUGGAACAUGGAGAAUACAAAGAAAACUUAUAUGGUACAAGUCUGGAGGCAAUCCGGUCUGUGAUGGCCAAAAAGAAGGUUUGUCUGGUGGAUGUGGUACCUGAAGCAGUAAAGCACUUGAGGACUCCUGAGUUUAAGCCUUACGUUAUCUUUGUGAAGCCUCUCAUUACAGAAAAGAAAAAACAUGCCCUAAAAUCUCCCAUGUCAGAAGAAAUCUCAUCCCCCCUGCAGGAUGAAGAACAGCAGGAAAUUAUUAACUCAGCAGCGUUCAUUGAAGAGCAGUAUGGCCAUUUAAUUGACACUGUCCUGGUGAAGGAAGAUCUCCAGAGUGCAUGUAAUCAGCUGAAAACUGUGUUAGAGAAACUAAACAAGGAUUCAUUUUGGGUGCCAGUCAGCUGGGUCAGGUCAUAGCUUGUUAUCUUGUUUAAGGGAAAGAUUGUAUAAAAAUGUCUUGUAAAUGCGUGAAUUAGAAAAGGGAAAUGUGUCAAAUUCACUUCAGAACUGCGGGUCUAUCUAGAAGGCAAUACAUGAGGAAAAAUUAACAAAGUUAAAAGCUGACACUGCCUUCCUGAAUCAAAAUUUUGAAUAGCAGCUGUCAUUUAAAAGUGAAUACUCAGACUGAAUAGGUCAGUCCAAUCUUUUGCUGAUCUUUAGACUGUAAAUAGUGUAUUUUGUACAGUGAAGUUUCAUUCACAGAGGGUUCCACACUUCCAAAGCAUUUUAGUGCUGAGACACGGACCAGGUGGAGUUUUUGACCUUCGGCCACAACUCUAGGCACAAAUUUUGUGGCUGGAGUUAAAACAUCAGAAUGAGGUGGUUUUUGGGAACAAGGUACUUCAGCUACAUGGGAGGGGUGUCCUUUGGAGAGGGGUUUCACCAUGUCAAUCACUCAAAAAUUCAACUGGCUGUCAGGCCAGCAAAAUGCAUUUCCCUUCCCUCACAAUCAUUAGUUCUAAAUGCUUUCCAACUGGGCACUAAAACUAGGCCAGUUAUAGAAGGUUUUUUUAUGUCCAUCCCACAUUUCCCACUACUCCAGGUUGUCUUGCACAGGUGAGGAGUCUGCUCAUCCACAGCUUCUGCCCUCUUUCCCAGUCUCUUCUACUGACACAGGACAAAUGUUAAACAACCCAUGACUACACCUGUAUGAUGAACCAGCUGAUAAAACAGACACUUUUUUUUAGUCUAUGUGAAAGUAACUGCACAUGGUUCUAAAAUAGAACAUUUAAGCAGCCUGUUUUCUACAAGACAUCUUUGGAAGUGGGAUACGGUCUCGACACCAAUGUAGCAAUUCCUAAAAGGAAGAGGCUGAAGUACAAAGUAGCUGAGCUACAGGUGGAAAUCAUCAUCCUUGCAGCAUUUAUGACUGCCUUUGCUCCAAAUCUGGUAAAGGCCUCCAGAGCAUGUAAUUGGCCUCAAGAAAUCUUUACUGUUAGAGGACCUUGUAUAUAUUUCAGGAGACUUGAAUAUACAGUAUUGUUAGAUAGGUCUUAAUAAGAACAUGCAGAGAUGAUUCUGGAUACCUGUGCUCUAUAAUUAUUUGGGGGGGUGGAGGGAGAGUACUGUACAGGUGCAUGUUAGCUGUAAUUAGUUCCUGUUUUUGCUUGCCUGCUGUGCUCUAAUAUUUCCUGUGUACUGUGCUCUUUAAGCAAGACCUUUUGGUGCACCAGUCUUGUUCCUUGCAUCUUGACAGCGUGAUGUUAUUCUUGUUCCACGACGUUUAGCAGAACUAAACAAUGCAUAUUAAAAGCACCUUUCUUACA